UCAGAAUCACAAAUAUUAAUUAACAGAGUUUAUCUCGCACAAAAGAAAUACAGCCUCAUCAUAAAUAGCGAGCAAUUUCAUCCAGAUAUAGAAGAAAUAAAAAUGGCUGCUAAAUAUUUUAGUAGUGGUAAUAAUACUGCUCGUUACGAAAUAGUUCAAAAUCUUACACAGAGAAUACAAAACGGAGAAAAGAUGAGUCCUAUUGCACAAAUAAUGGCUUCUAUUAUAUUUUCAGAUCAAAAGGACUAUAAAUCUGGCUUAAUGUCAAUUUCCACUGAAGAAAAUAACUUAGAGUGCCUUUCUAUGAGAAUACAACUUCUUUUGGCUCUCAACAGACCUGAUUUAGCAAAAAAUCAGCUCAAAAAUAUAAUGAUGUUAGACGAAGACUCGGUUAUUUCUCAAUUAGCCUCAAUUCAAUAUAAUUUAUACUCAAAUUCCUUAAAGGGGACAAACGAUGCUUUUGAGGCUUGUAAAGAACUGAUUGACCGUUUUGGAGCAUCAUCGGUUCUUUUGAACAGUCAAGCCGUGGCCUUGAUUUCACAAAAUCGACUUGACGAGGCAUAUUCUUUACUUUUGGAGGCAUUUAGACUAGAUAGUUCAGAUGGGACUGUUUUGGCCAACAUUAUAGCAAUAGUAGACAGGAUUGGUGGUUCAGAGGAGGUUAAUUUGUAUUGA
This is a messenger RNA of Octopus sinensis (East Asian common octopus), 675 nucleotides long. Its product is annotated as coatomer subunit epsilon-like. Gene Ontology annotation, molecular function: structural molecule activity; protein binding. Bases 103 to 675 code for a protein of 190 amino acids. The record is from RefSeq and is a predicted model, not a curated record. NCBI's taxonomy places the organism in Eukaryota, Metazoa, Mollusca, Cephalopoda, Octopoda, Octopodidae. Gene Ontology annotation, biological process: endoplasmic reticulum to Golgi vesicle-mediated transport; intra-Golgi vesicle-mediated transport; retrograde vesicle-mediated transport, Golgi to endoplasmic reticulum. Gene Ontology annotation, cellular component: COPI vesicle coat. The transcript has 5 exons.